Effrenium voratum is the source of this 1146-nucleotide messenger RNA. The record is from the annotation of a GenBank genome assembly. NCBI's taxonomy places the organism in Eukaryota, Dinophyceae, Suessiales, Symbiodiniaceae.
AUGCCGAUCUACGAGGAAAAAGUGAUUUCCCCGUUUGCGCUUCACUUCACGCAGGAGCAUAUCAAGACCCUUUUUCAGGACGGGCGGGUUGUGGAGGACACCAUCCCAGAGAUCCAGGUUGAACAGGCAGAUGGUGAACACUUCGACCUCAUCCUUAAGGCGCCAUUUCCGAACAUCGAAAUCCUGCGAUGGCAUCCGCUGCACGCUGAUGACAGCAAAGAGGCUCAAUGGUUUACUUUGGACAAUCGACGCCUGUACUGCCUGCAGCGCAUGGCAGCUGAGCAUUGGCCAAAGCGGGUGGGUGCCUUAGUGGACAUCCUGUAUGCAGAUCCCGGCAGGAUCCGGAAGAAGUACGACUCCACCACAGAGGGCCGGUCUGUUACCAUCUCUCCGUCUGUGAAAGUGGAAGCAAUCCGCAGAUGGGAUUGGUGUGUCCAAGUCGAUGAGAAUGCCGAAGCCGUUCUGGUGGCGAAAGCCCUGGAGGCUGUAAGAGCAGACUGUGCAAAGCCAUCUGUGGCGGAGCUAUGCAAUGUCCCGCCUCCGGCCUUUGAAGCCGUGUUCAAGGACCAGACCGCCAGCCUGGUGUCCAUCCUCGCGGCAUCCUUGGCUCGGCCGACCGCGACCGAGACCGAAGGGGCCGAAGCGGCCGAAGGGGCCGCGGAGACCGAGACCACGACGGAGAGCACCGUGGCCUCGGAGGGGGAAAGCGGAUUGGAGAGCACCCCGCGGGACAUCCCUUCGGGGCCGAAGGUGGAGGCGCAAGCCAUGGUGUGGCGGCCCAAAAGCGCAGCCCUGAGAUCCGACCCAUCCGACCCAUCCGACCCAUCCGACCCAUCCGACCCAUCCGACCCAUCCGACCCAUCCGACCCGCUGGAAGAAGAGGUCAUCGCGCAGGUGCAAGCUCAGCUAGCGCAGCCCGGGCGCAGAGGCUUUGUGUGGAUCGAGCAAUGGCACCAGAAAUACCAGAAGCGACUGGGGAACUUGCGCGCCUUCUUGGAGAGCAAGCCAGACGUGUUCACUGUAAAGCCAGGGAAGGGUCGAGCGUACAGGGUGGAGGCAGUGGCAGUGUCUGCAUCAAUCGACAAGAGCUCUGGCAAGUGGCGUCGAUCUGGAAGGUGGAACCGCUAUGAACGCAUGUCCGGAUAA